AUGGCCCUCCUCCCGCGCGCGAGAUUGCUCCCGACCCUCUGGAGGUGUCGUCCGAGCAGCCGCACGGCCCAGCUCCUCCCGGCCGGCCUCGUCGCCGCUCGCAGCUCCUCGUCCUCGACGCCCCCGACGAGCCUCCGCCGCCCGUCGCUCGCCCUCCCGUCGACGGCCCGGAGCGUCCCGGCGAGGCAAGCGUCGACCUCAACCUCGUCUGCCAUGGCGGCCGAUGCCAGCAACAUGUACACGGCCUCGUUUGCCUUCUUCGAGGCCAUCUGGGAGGCCGGCAUCACCCACUGCUUCGUCAACCUCGGCUCCGACCACCCGAGCAUCAUCGAAGCCAUGGUCAAGGGCCAGCGAGAGGCCCGCGCCAAGUUUCCGCGCAUCAUCACCUGCCCCAACGAGAUGGUUGCCAUGUCCAUGGCCGACGGCUACGCGAGGCUCACGGGCAAGCCCCAGUGCGUCAUCGUCCACGUCGACGUCGGCACCCAGGGCCUCGGCGCCGCCGUCCACAACGCCUCGACCGGCCGCGCCCCCGUCUUCGUCUUCGCCGGCCUCUCGCCCUUCACCAUCGACGGCGAGCUCCGCGGCAGCCGCACCGAGUUCAUCCACUGGAUCCAGGACGUUCCCGAUCAGAAGCAGAUCGUCUCCCAGUACUGCCGCUACGCCGCCGAGAUCAAGACGGGCACCAACGUCAAGCAGAUGGUCAACCGCGCCCUCCAGUUCGCCAAGUCGGAUCCCCAGGGCCCCGUCUACCUCUGCGGCGCCCGCGAGGUCAUGGAGGCCGACAUCGAGCCCUACUCGCUCAAGCAGGCCGAGUGGGAUCCUGUUCAGCUCGGCGGCCUCCCCCGUAACGCCGCCGACCGCAUCGCCGACGCCCUCGCCGGCGCCAAGCGUCCCGUCCUCGUCACCGCCUACGGCGGCAGGAACCACAAGUUCCCCGGCGCCGUCGUCGAGCUCGCCGACACCGUCCGGGGCCUUCAGGUCGUCGACUGCGGCGGCAGCGACAUGUGCUUCCCUGCCGACCACCCGGCCUGGCGGGGCCUGCGCUUCGGCGUCGAUGACAUCAUCGAAAAGGCCGACGUCAUCCUCGUCGUCGACUGCGACGUGCCCUGGAUCCCGACGCGCUGCAAGCCGCGCCCCGACGCCAAGAUCUUCCACGUCGACGUGGACCCUCUGAAGCAGCAGAUGCCCCUCUUCUACAUCGAGGCCGCCGCGAGGUACCGUGCCGACGCGCUGCUGUCGGUCGAGCAGAUCCAGGCCUCCCUCCGCACCGGCGACGCGGCCGCCAAGCUCGCGGCCAACGACAACGCCGAGGGCGCCCGGAGGCGAGAGCGGGAAUACGACGCGCUCAAGGCCGACAUCGCCGAGCGCGCCAAGCCCCUCGACGACGGCAGCUUCGGCACCGGCUACCUGUCGAGGACGCUCAAGCGGCUCUGCCCCGAGGACACGCUGUGGGCCGUCGAGGCCGUCACCAACACGGGCUUCGCCCACGACAACAUUCAGCCGACGCAGCCCGGCUCGUGGAUCAACUGCGGCGGCGGCGGCCUCGGCUGGUCCGGCGGCGGCGCCCUCGGCAUCAAGCUGGCCACGGACGCCGAGAACGACGGCGAGGGCAAGUUUGUCGUGCAGAUUGUCGGCGACGGCACCUAUCUCUUCACCGUCCCCGGCAGCGUCUAUUGGAUUUCGGGACGGUACAACAUUCCCGUGCUGACCAUUGUCCUCAACAACAAAGGCUGGCACGCGCCCCGGCGCUCGCUGCUGCUCGUCCACCCCGACGGCCUGGGCUCCAAGGCGUCCAACGACGAGGCCAACAUCUCGUUUGACCCGACGCCCGACUACUCCGGCAUCGCCAAGGCGGCCGCCGACGGCCAGAUCCACGCCGCUCGCGUCAAGGAGGCGUCGGAGCUGGAAGGCGUGCUGAGGGAGGCCAUUGCCAAGGUCAAGGCCGGCCAAACGGCCGUCGUCGACGUCCAGGUCGUGCCCGGGUGCUAG
Drechmeria coniospora is the source of this 1989-nucleotide messenger RNA. RefSeq names its product thiamine pyrophosphate enzyme. Gene Ontology annotation, cellular component: acetolactate synthase complex; mitochondrion. The transcript has 3 exons. NCBI's taxonomy places the organism in Eukaryota, Fungi, Ascomycota, Sordariomycetes, Hypocreales, Ophiocordycipitaceae. Gene Ontology annotation, molecular function: thiamine pyrophosphate binding; acetolactate synthase activity; magnesium ion binding. Bases 1 to 1989 code for a protein of 662 amino acids. The record is from RefSeq and is a predicted model, not a curated record. Gene Ontology annotation, biological process: L-valine biosynthetic process.